AUGUUGUCCUGGAAAAAUGAUCAGGUUUUGUUGUGGUUGAAAAACUCACAGCAACCGGAGGAUGUAUUGGAGACAUUCCGUGUACACAACAUCACUGGAUUGACGCUCCCGCUGCUCAAUUCAGAAGAAUUGAAGGAUAUGGGGAUAUCGAACUUGCGACAACGGCUACAACUCCUCAACGACAUCAGCACGUUGUUGAUCGAGAAAACUCCACACUUAAGCUCUUUGAAUCUGAACAAUGAGCAUCCGCUUCUAGCCGAACUUCAGGCAGCUGUAGUAUCGACAUCUCUUAUCAAAAAUGUAUCGAAGGGUAUUGUAGAGGAGACGUCUUCUCAAUUGAUUGAUAAAAUGUCAGGACGAGAGCGAGAUUAUAGUGAGAGCGAUAGAGAAGACAGCACCGACAAGGAGAGAAUGAACAACAAGGAGUACAGAACACUUUUGACGAGGAUCAACAAGUUGAGAGAAGAAAUGCUACCUGUUUUGAAAGAGAUACAGGAUAAGAAGCCAUUACCUGCUCCAAUUGGUAGACAUUCUCCGAAUCCGCUCCACACUCAAUCCGUCAAGUAUGAAAGUACGGCACUUCCAUCAGCAUCACCUUCGAGAAGCAUGUUUAUCGCAAACAGAAGAGCCAGUUCGUCGGAGACAAUUUCCUCAAUGUCUUCCGAGCAGGUUCCGUUACCACUAUACCCCAAAUCUAUGUCUUCGAGCGCAAUCCCACAGAAAGCAUCGACUCAGCCAACCCCCUUACCGCAUAGAAGCUCAUCUCAUCUCGCCCAAUUGCAUGGACACUCGUCAUCACCGAAUCUGGUUCCUUCCCGUUCUUUCAAACGUAUGUCGUCACAACAAUCGGAGGUAGCCAAUCCAAGUAGCAGCAUUCCACCUGCAACACCCGCUUCCACAGAUACUUUAAAACAACUACGGGCUAAAACUGAGGACCCAUGCUACAAGAUUUUGCAAGCAGCUAUGCGAAGCCAUAAACUUGACAAAAGUGAGUGGCGCAACUACGUUCUCAUUAUUUGCUACGGUGGUGACAAAGAACGUGUUCUAAGGUACGAUGAAAAACCAGUCGUUGUUUUCAAAGAACUUAGCGAACUUGGACUGUCUCCCUCCAUGAUGCUUCGUCAAGUGGAAGAUACUGAUGACACGGGAUAUGUGAAUUCUGAAGACUACGAAACUCCUGGCGGAAGAUUAUAA
This is a messenger RNA of Pichia membranifaciens NRRL Y-2026, 1194 nucleotides long. RefSeq lists its product as hypothetical. The record is from RefSeq and is a predicted model, not a curated record. Bases 1 to 1194 code for a protein of 397 amino acids. Gene Ontology annotation, biological process: signal transduction. The transcript has a single exon. Gene Ontology annotation, molecular function: protein binding. Lineage: Eukaryota; Fungi; Ascomycota; Pichiomycetes; Pichiales; Pichiaceae.